Molecule: messenger RNA, 2470 nt
Organism: Prosopis cineraria
Lineage: Eukaryota; Viridiplantae; Streptophyta; Magnoliopsida; Fabales; Fabaceae
Product: probable sulfate transporter 3.5
Exons: 12
Coding region: 89-2044 (651 amino acids)
Biological process (GO): transmembrane transport
Cellular component (GO): membrane
Molecular function (GO): secondary active sulfate transmembrane transporter activity
Source: RefSeq, a predicted model, not a curated record
GAGAUAGUCGUCACAGCCAAGUUUUAUACUUAAUCCAGUGUUUCCGUCUCUCUUAGCCUGUGAGCCCUUCUGGCCGGCGACGGACGUCAUGGGUUCGACCAGCAACAGUUCCAUGAACCCCAACGGCGGCGCCUCCUCCUCCGAAAUCGAAGGCCGCAGGACGGUGAACUUCUCGGCGCCGAGGGGGUUUCUGACGAAACUGAAGUCGGCAGCGAAGGAGACGCUGUUACCAGACGACCCUUUCAAGCAGUUCAAGAGCGGAGCGACGAGGAGAGAUAGAAUCGUGAAAGGAGUACAGUACUUCGUCCCCAUGUUCGAAUGGCUUUCAACUUACAAUCUCCGAUUGUUCUGGUCCGACCUCGUCGCCGGCCUCACCAUCACCAGUCUCGCCAUCCCUCAAGGCAUUAGCUACGCUAAGCUCGCCGAAAUUCCACCCGUCAUUGGCCUCUAUAGCAGUUUUGUGCCGCCGCUGGUGUAUGCGAUAUUUGGAAGCUCAAGGCACAUGGCGGUGGGGACGAUAGCGGCGGCGUCAUUGCUUCUGUACCAAACGGUUUCGAGCGUGGCGAAGCCUGAGGACGAUCCUGUGCUGUAUGUUCAUUUGAUUUUCACCACUACCUUCAUCACCGGCGUAUUUCAGGCUGCUUUAGGUAUUCUAAGAUUAGGGAUAUUGGUGGAUUUCUUAUCGCAUUCGACCAUAACAGGCUUCAUGGGAGGGACAGCAGUAAUACUGUGUCUUCAACAACUGAGGGGCAUAUUUGGAAUGACACAUUUCGCCAGUCGCACAAGCCUCAUCUCUGUGCUCAAGGCCAUCGUGGUCAACAGGAAUGAGAUAAGGUGGGAGACCACACUCAUGGGCGUCAUCUUCGUUGCUUUCUUGAUGUUCACUAAAUAUGUGAAGAAGAAAAAUCAGAAGUUCUUUUGGGUUGCAGCUAUAGCUCCAAUAACAACAGUGAUCGUUGGAGCUAUCAUCACCUACCUUGCCAAAGGCCAAAAUCAUGGAAUUCAAAUUGUGGGUCACCUAGAUCGAGGCUUAAAUCCUCUAUCUAUCAGCUUACUAAACUUUGAUCCUAAAUAUUUACCGGCAGUCCUGAAAGCUGGCAUCAUCACAGGCGUUUUGUCACUGGCGGAAGGUAUAGCAAUAGGAAGAAGCUUCGCUGUGACCGAAAAUACCCCCCAUGACGGGAACAAGGAGAUGGUCGCAUUUGGUCUAAUGAACCUUCUUGGCUCUUUCACUUCAUGCUACUUAACCAGUGGGCCAUUUUCGAAAAGUGCAGUGAAUUAUAACUCAGGAUGCAAGACGCAGAUGUCGAACGCAGUGCAAGCAGUGUUUAUGGCGAUGACACUAAUAUUUUUGGCUCCUUUGUUUGGAUACACUCCUCUAGUGGCACUGUCAGCGAUCAUUAUAUCAGCCAUGUUGGGACUUAUUGACUAUGAAGAAGCCAUCCAUCUCUACAAGGUCGACAAGUUUGACUUCCUCAUUUGCAUGUCUUGCUUCUUAGGAGUCACCUUCAUUAGCAUGGACGUUGGCCUCUUCUUAUCUAUUGGACUUGGAGUGCUGAGAGCACUGUUGUACGUGGCUAGGCCAGCGUCAUGCAAGCUUGGAAAGAUACCAGACUCAUCUUUGUACAGAGACGUUGAGCAGUAUCCAACUUCAACCUUAUUGCCAGGUGUUCUCAUCGUUCAACUUGGUUCUCCUAUCUACUUCGCCAACUCUUCCUACAUCAAAGAGAGGAUCAGGAGGUAUAUCCAGAGCGAGGAGAAUUCUCAUAUCGGGAAUACUGUAGAGCAGGUCAUACUCGAUAUAUCAAGCGUAACCUCCAUUGAUGUAACUGCCAUUGAAGGACUAUUGGAGUUACGUAAGAUCCUAGGAAAAAAUGGAAAGCAGAUUUCAAUAGUGAACCCAAGGAAGGAGGUUAUGGAGAAGUUGAUAACAUCAAAGUUUGUAGAAGUGGUUGGGAAAGAGUCCUUCUUUUUGUGUGUGGAUGAUGCAGUGGCGGCUAGUCAAUUUCAGCUUCGUGCAUCCAAGCAAAUUCUUGAGAGAUGAUCAUAUAUAUCAAGAAAUUAUAGUGUGUGUUUGGUAUUGUUUUGAUUUUGGUCAAAAUCGCGUUUUGGCCAAAGAAAUAUAGAAGCAGUCUUUUGAUUUUGAUCAAAACGUGGCUUUAACUAAAACCAACACAAUACCAAGCACAUUCUAACUGGCUAUCUUAUUAUCUAUAACAAAGCGUUGCUAUCAAGGUUGUGAUGAUCUCUACUUUAAUUUUAGAUUUUGUGUGUGUGUGAAGAUUAUUGUUAAAGGGGAUGAAUAAAGUAAAAGGAAGGGGAAAUAGAUUUUGAUGUUUUUUGGAAGAGAUCGAGAUAAAUUAGCAUACUAUUGUCAGAUCAAAAGCAAUGUAAAAUAAUCAUAGUGGAUAGAGUGAACAAUCAUGAUUGGAGUGAUUUACUUGUCAAUGUAAGUUGAGUUUUGACCAUA